AGUAGAUAUGAAUGAUUUUUGUGCAAUCAAAUUAUAUAAUAUUUCAAAAAUAGGAUUUUGUUUUUCUUGUGACAAGGCCGAGUUUCCGACAUCUAAGGACAGUGUACUUCAUAAAACAAUUAAGUUAUUAACUUUGGUAUAUUACUCUAUACGUCAUAAUGUAUUAUAAUUUAUAGGAUACGGCGGGAAUGCAAGACUGAUAACUUACUGUGUAAUUUAUACUUUAUUGUAUGAAUGUAUGAUGCUGUGAUUAGAUCAGUAUUAUUGUUUGUGUUUAAAGUUUAGAUUUUUUAAUAUCUCAUUACUCUUAAGUUAAUUAUUUAAAUCAUUUAGAUUAUCGUCUUAAAUGCUUUACUUGUCGUGUUAAUUUACUCUCACUUUAAGUCUUGCACUCUUAUUUUAAUUUUUUUUUAGUGCCUACUCCAACCAGGUAACUAAACACACAUACUUAUACAUUAUACAAUACUUAAUACAUGUUUUGAAACAGAAAUUUUGUAUUUAGUUAAUUUUAGUAUUUGAAAAAACAAAUGUCCAUGAACAGCACUCAGUAGUCAAAUUUCCACUCGGACUUUUUUAGUAUAUUUUUUUUGUAUUCUUAGACACCAAGGACCAUGUUUAUCCAAAUAAGUUAUAAUUACAUCUAUUUCCCAAUAUACAAUAGGAAUUUAAUAUAAUACCUGGACAUAUUACAAUAGUCUAAAAUUUGACAAUUUUGAUAAAUUUAAAAUAAUUAAAAUGUAUUAUUUAAUACAAAAUAGUAUAAUAGUUAUAUAAUUUUUCACAAUGUAUAAUAUUUAUUACACUAAAAAUCAUCAUCAGUCUUAAAAAUUUAAACUUAUAAAAAUAUUUGAUUUAUAUCAUAUCAUAUUUUUGGAUUAAUGCUAUUGUGAAAAUAAGUUUAUUGAGUGCAUUGACUCAUUAAGUAUUACAUAAUUGAAAUUAUGUAUUUUUACUGUUUAAAUAAAAUUAUACUAUUUAUAAUAAUAUAAAAUAACAAUUAUUAGGUAUUCAUUGUAAAUAAUGAUAAUACUUGCUAUAAGCGUAUAAUCCUAAGAAAGUUGUAUAUCUCUGCUACUGUGUUUUAUCAUGUUUAUUAUGUAUAUAAUUCUAAUAAUCAACUGAAUGUGUAACUUAUAAAUUUAAUAAUUUAAUUUUAAGAUAAGUAGUACAUUAAAGUUAGGUAUGAUAAUUAUAAACAAUUAAGUAAAACAGCUAAAAAUGCAAAAUAAAAGAUUCACUUUUGUUGUUAUUCAUUUGAGUCAGAUGACACACCACAGUUAUAAAUAAAGAUGUUAUCGAAAAACAUAAAUAGAACGAUUGAAAAUCUGUAUUAUGAGAAUGCCACAUUACAUCUACUGUCUUAGUCUAACUACCAGGAAUCUGACCGAGAAACAUGCAAAAACAAUGCUUACGCAAACUAAGUAAAAUUAAUUUUAAUUUUGAUUUUUGAAUAAAAGUAUUUACUAUGAAAUUUAUAGAGAACAAUAUUUUUGAGGGAAUUUCAUAGUUUUUUUUUUGAAUUAUGAACUAUUUUAAGUAUUCAGUUAUUUAAAAAACUAAAAACAAAAACGUUUUUUUGUUUUUUAUACUGAGCUAUAUAUUUAGAAUAAUACAAAAACCCUGAGGUUCCCUUCAAAAUAUUUGUCUCUAUAAAUUUCAUAAGUACCUUUACUCUAAAAUCAAAAUUAGGCUGGUUUUAUUUAGUCUGCGUAAGCAAUAAGCACUGUGUUUGCAAGUUACUUGGUAUUUUGACUAAAACAGUAGUUGAGCGUGUGAGGUCAUCUUAAGGAAGAAUACCUAAAUCCUAUUAAAGCAAAUUUUAUGAAAACUAAAUUUCGUAAGAUAUUUUGAAUUACCAAAAUUUAAACUAUUAGUUUGUGUAAUACAUAAAUCUGCACCUAUCAAAAUGCUAAACAAUUGCUCUAAAGAAAAAAAAUGAAAUUUUCAUUUUCAAAGUAUUUAUUACAUUAAUCAAAUAACGUAUUUAGAAAGCAUUCUUAGAUCAGCCCUCCCCCAAGUACAUUUUGCAUUGAAAUUCAGUCCCUAGCAAUAAUGUAUUAAAUACAAGAGUGUGGUGAGACCGACUGUGUUGCAAAGUUCAUCGUGUUAAACGUUAGGCAAACAAAUAAAACAAAAAAUUAAUGUAGCAAAAAUGAUAGUGCUUAGAUUAAUGAGUAGAGUGAAAAGAGAAGAUAGGAUAAGAAAUGAAUACAUAAGAGGUAACUUUUUGAUAGUAGACAAAAUAGGAGAAAAUAAAUUGAGAUGGUUUUGGACAUUUCAUGAAGAGAGAUAAAUCAGAAGCAGUAAAAAUUGUAAUGAAAAUAAACCUAGAAGGAAGGAAAUGGAGAGGAAGACCGAUUAGAGGUAGUUGAUUGUGAUUGAAAAUGAUAAGAGGGUGUAUUCUAGGACAAUGUGGGUCAUGUGGACAUUUAAGACAAGAGUGGCCGACUCCAAAUAGUUGGGAUGAAUGCGAAAGAGAAGAAGAAGAAUUCAAUAUUAAUUAAAAAGAUAAUAUAAUAAAAUAUGAUGUUGUGUUACCCUCUCAUGGUUCAAUUUCUUUAACAAUAUUAUGUACCUAAAUUAAUGUGUUUUAUAUUAGACAACUAGUCAUGUAUGUUUUUCUUUAGUGCAUGAAGAUAAUAUUAUUCUUUCAUUAUCAUGGCCAAAAUCAAAAGUGACUGUGAAGAUAUUAAUGUAUCAAAACCAACUUUAUCAGUUGCCUUAACAAUGAUAUCUAUUCCAUUAUCAAUGAUUUUAUGGAUAAGCAAUAUUUUAUUCAAAAAAUUGUAUGACGAUAGUGUCAAUGAACUAGAUGGUAAACUUAUUAACUUAAAAAUAUAAUUGUUAUUUAACAUAGUAUGUAAUUAUAUUAAAAUGGUAAUGUAAAUAAUAAUAUGUUAUGUUGAACAUACCUUCCUCUUUUGGUUUUCUUUCAUUGGGACCGUCCAUAAACAAAUUCUGCUUCACCUCUCCCUGUCUUUAGCUACUUUUCUCCAAUUGGUUCUUGGUUUUACAUCUCUAUUCACAUAAUCUUUCCAUUUUAAGGGUGGUCUAUGUAAUGGUCUUUUACCUAUUGGGUCUUCCUUGAUUACCUUUUAUCAUUAUAGAAUUUUUUUCACGUUAUUCUACUUAACUUUAUUUUCAUUGUACUACAUGGCUUUUGAAGCAGAUUUUGAGUUCUUAUGUUUUUUUCUCCGUUCUCCCAUUUGUGGGUGAUGGUACAGCCCUCAUAUAUUGGCUUUAGUAUUUUCCUUUUAAAAGUAACCAGCCUCAAUUCUUCUGUUUUUUUUAAUUCCAUAAUUUGAAACCAUAAAUGAUGGUAGGGCGUAUAAAUAUUAUAUCAAUUUGGUCUUAUGUUUUUAGAAAUGUUUCUUGUUCUUAAAAGGGUUCUUGUUUUAAAAUACCAUUGAAUUGCCAUUUGAAUUAAUUUUUAUUUUGAUUUAUCCAUUUUUAUUCAUUGUUUUUUUUUCUAGAAGGUCUCAUAAGUACUUAAUUUGUGUAUCUGUUAAAGAUAUUUCCUUCUACUUCUAGGCUCUUUCCAUGGCGAAUUAUUCUAUCCGUAAAAAGUACUAAAUAGUUUGUAAAACAUAAAAUUAAAAAUUAAAAUUACAACAUAGAUAUAUUUAUAAAAAAAAACGUAUUAUUUAGAUUUACAUUUAGUACAUAAUAAAAUAUAAAUUGGUAAAAUAAACAAUAGUAAGCAUUUAAUAACAUAAAAUAGGUCUUUAUUAAGUCCUGCGAUUUCAAGUUCUAAGUCCGAUGAUUCAACCCAUUUAAUUGCUUCAGGGGACACUGAAAAUAUUAUCCCAUGUCCCCAACUCCAUAUUAUCUCCUAUAAUAGCAAUAUCAUCUGCAUACGCAAGAAGGCCUAACAUUGAUUGACCUAGAACAAAGCCUUUCUAUCACUUAAUAAAAAUAAAUUAAUAAAUUAUUAUUAUAAAAUAAUACUUUAACAAACUUGAAGAAAUUAAACAAUGCUUUUUAAGGAUGAUGGCAUACAAAUUAGAUCAAAUGGAUGUCCCCCUAGAUACCUUGACUGUAUAAUUUGGUUAAGAAACACUUUUUAUCUAGAAGGUUAUAUAAUGAUAUAACUUUUGUCCAUAAAUUAAUAAACGGUAAACUAUCCUGUCCAAACUUCCUAACGAAGAUAAACUUUAAAAUUCCAUCUUUCAACAAUCUUUUUUAGUACCACAAUGCUCUACAAACAUAAUUAAACAUAGUCCGGAGUGUCGCCAUUAAGAUGCUUAUAACAAUGUACCUAAUUUUGAUUUUUCUUUUGAUCCACAACUUAAAUUAAAGCAUAUAGUAAUCAAUACUAAUUAACCUACAUUAAUUCAUUGCAUAUUAUUUAUUUUUUCUAUUUUUUUUUUUUUUACAAUCUAAUAUUCAAUAUUUAGAUUUACAUUGUAUAAUCUUUUGUGUAACUGUAAUUGUACUCUUCACCCCUUGGGCUGUUUAAACUUUAUAUAAAUAAUUAAAUCACAAAUAGUAUGCAUACAUAAUUACGGUAACAGGCGUGUUCCUGAGAAGGGGUGGCGAUCGCCACUCCCCCCCCCCCAUAGAAUUGACCUGAAGAUGCCCCUGAGCAAUACUAUUAACCAAGCUACACUCAGAAUCGUUUUUUUACUAACAAUGUUUAAAUUAUUAAUUGAUAAUGAUUUGGUCUACAUACCUAAUUUUUUUUAUAGUAUUAUCAUUACAUAUAAAUUAUAUUAUUUAUAAAGGAACUGUGUUCCACUUAUUAAAUGUUGCACUUUGAAAUAUUUUAGAAGGGGUUCCACCUUUUCGAUGGUUUAUAUCCAUAUUUAUUCCAUUAUUUAUUGCUGUAUAUGGUUAUACUAAACGCAGCUUAAACUUAAGUGGAGCAUUAUUAGGUAAGAAUUCCUUGCAAGUAUUCUAAACAAAUAUAAAUCCAUGUAAAUUAAGCUAACAUAGUUUUUUUUUUAUUUAGGUGUUUUUGUUGGUUUUGUAUUGACAUUGAGUAGUUAUGGAUUUCUGGCUUGUUUGUUAACAUUUUUUGUUACAUCAUCUAAAGCUACAAAAUUUCGUGCUAAAAAUAAAAAACAAUUAGAGGCUGACUUUAAAGAAGGUAUAUUUAUAGUGUUGUUUAUGAUAAUUAACAUAUUUUUAAUUGAUUAUUUUUCAGGAGGACAGAGAAACUGGAUACAAGUGUUAUGCAAUGGAGGUAUGGCUACACAACUAGCACUCUUGUAUAUUUUGGAUGUUGGGUGCGGAGAAUUACCCAUUGAUUUUAACCGCUUUUAUCGACCUUCUUGGUUGUCAAUUGGCGUUCUAGGUAAAAUUUUAGUUUUAUUAACUUUUUAUUGAAUAAUCAAUGUAUUUUUUAUUUUUAUUUUUACAGGCGCUUUUGCCAGUUGUAAUGGUGAUACAUGGGCAUCAGAAUUAGCCACAGUCAUAGAUAGUGGUUUGCCUAUAUUAAUAACAACUGGUAAAACAGUUCCUAAAGGUAAUCCUUUAAUUUUCCAACUUAUGAAAUUUAUUAGUUACUUAUAUGUUAUAACUGAGGUUAUGACAGUCUGGCCAACUGGCCAAGAAAAGACUGGCCAACUAUACGGAUUUGACUCUAUAUGUGGCUAUAAGAAUUGGUUUUUUGGAAUUUUUGUUUUCUCAUCAAAACUUUGGUUUUACCCGUUUUAUUUGUAAAAUACCCAUUCCAAAUAAAAAUAAACCAUGCCAGAGAAUUUAUUGCAAAAUUCUCUUACGGAAUAAGGGGUCACUCGAAUUUUUCCAAAAAUAAUCAUUAUCACCACUAUUUUUGGCUUAUCAUGUCCAAAAUCGUAAUUUUUGUGUGACAUAUGAAUUUGUAUGUACAUUUGUCAGGGAUUUCAAUGGAAUAGAUUAUUUUUUAUUUAAGUGUUAAUUUAACGAUCUUAUCCGUAAAAUACGACUCAUUUGACUGUAAAAACACUAAAAAAAUGCAUAAAUUCAGUUGUUUUUAUUGAAUUGUUUUAUAAUUAAUUAUUAUCAGAUAAUAAAGAAAUAAUAUUUAAAGUAAAUGUUCAAUCUAUGUCCAGUCUUUUAUGAUACACCUGUAUAAUCAGAAGUUAUGAAUUAAAUAAUCGCAUGUUGGUAGUAAUAUAUAUGACAUUAAUUGUUCAGGUACAAAUGGUGGUGUAUCAGUCAUUGGAUUGAUUUUCAGUUUAUUAGGUGGCAUUACUAUUGGAUUAGCCAACUAUGUGAUGCUUGUUUACACAAUAGAUGCAGACAUGUUAGCUGCAAGUUCUGUGCAAUGGCCAAUAAUAGUAGCCGGUGGUUUUGCUGGAAUUGUUGGCAGUAUAAUAGAUUCUAUAUUAGGUGCCACCUUACAAUACAGUGGUAAUUAUAUUUAUAUGUAUUUUUUUAUUUAUUCAAAAUAUUUUAACAUUUUAUCUUAUAGUUUCUAAUAUAUUUGAUUGAAAAUCAAAGACUUGCUUAAAACAAAGGAAAACUCAGCUUUUAUAUUUUUAUUUUGAUAAUAAAUUACAAUAUUACAUUAAACAUUAUAAAAAUAAACAUUCAAUCAUUAAUCAUGUUUUAGAUUUUAAUAUAGUAACAGUUAAUUGUUUUGUAAGUCUAGUCUUAGUGUUCUUUUCGGUAAUAAAGGGUUUUGCAAUUACAGCCCUUACAUAAAUAUUACCUUUGUGAAGCUGCCGUCGUGCAGUUUUUGUCGAAACAGUAUUACUUAAGUAAGCGUUAAGUUCUGCUGUAAUUUUAGCCGCUGUAGUUUUAUGUUGUCUUGUCACAAAUCAUUUAAUUUCCGUUGGUCCCUGUUAGUCAACUUUAGAUUUCACCUAUGAUGUUUUUCCAUAUUUUGUGUAUACUGUUAUUACUGUGGAUACAUUGACACGUUCAACAGUUUAGAUGUUCCCGUAAAGGUACGGUUUCCAAGGCGCGACCGGUCGCCGCUCGACAGUUAAUAUGUAAUUCCUAUAGACUGGUUUCUAACGCGCGACUGGACUUUAUCAUCGCGACCAGUGACACUACCGAUUCGAGAGCAGUCAGGUUGCGCGACCGUCGAUUUAUUUUAUUCAUAAACUAAAUUUUGUUUCAUUUCGUAUUAUAUGUCUACUUAUUAAAAUUUCAAUGUAUCCAUCUUUUCUAUUUAGAAAAAUGUCAUCAAAUUUUUCUCUCUUUUUAUAUCGUACAUUAAAUAAUAAUUUAUCGUCCUCUUGAUUUUCCUCAAGAAGUAACAUUAUUUUAUUAUUAUUAAUAAAUAUUGUAUAAAUAUUGUAUUCAUACUCUUAAAUAGUAAAUAUAAAAUUUAACUUGAAAACAAUAACCCUCACUACACGAAAUCUACAAUAAUACUGAAUACAGAUAGAGAAUUUGACGUUACCAAAGACGGGUCUUAGCGACCGGUCGCGCCUUGGAAACCGUACUGUAAUAGAUGCUCCCGCUAAUCGAGCAUCCACGAUUUGCCCUCUUUGGAAGUCCCAGAGGUCAAACAUUUGAUUCGUUCGUAGUAUUACCUGCGUAAUACACUAACAUAUAAUUAAUAACAACUAUACUCUAAUAUUAUACUAAUAUCACGCCUUAUUAUCAAAAAUAAUACAGUGUAGCCAACAUGCAACAAUAUGUAAUUAUGUUGCAUGGUGUUCAUAUUAUUUUAUCUACCCCCUCUAGCUAUUAUAUGUAUACUCUGUUCGUCGUAAGAGUUCAACUGGGCGACACCCAAAGUUCAUUCGUUAUUGCCAUUCUCACCACUAUUCCAAUGUGAACACUUCGUGUCAUAGGCCAUCGUCAUAGAAACGGCCACGUGAUUCAGAUAUUGGUAACCGCGUGGUGGGGGAUGCGCAGAUAAGUUAUGGUCUUAUGGCAAACGGAGUAUACGUUUAAUUUUAAAUUGAAUUCAACUGAUUUGUAAAGAUAGUAUAAAAUAUAAAUAUUAUAAUUUAGUAUAUGAGCAACUACCCACAAGUUUUUCAUUAUAAAUCAUAAUUUUGUUAUUAAUAAAUUGUUUACCAUUUCAAAAAAAGGUAUUAUUAAUUAUUAUAAUAAAGAAUAUUUAAUUUGGAUGCUGGAUCCAAUCUAAAUCUGUACAUAUUCAAUUUGUUUUGUUUGCACUCAGGUUUUAAUCGUAAAACCGGAGUAAUUGUAGAACAACCCGGAAAGGACGUUGUGCACAUUUCUGGAAGAAGAAUACUGGAUAAUCAUAGUGUCAACUUAAUAUCAAGUGUGAUUAUGGGGAUUUUGACUCCAAAAAUUGCAUAUUUAGUGUGGCCUUAAAAUGUAUACCAAACUUUUAGCUAAUGUGACUAUUUAUUUUAUUCUAAUAGGCAGGUAUAAAAAUGUAUUUGAUUUUAAUUUUUCUUGUAAAAAUUAAAUUUAGAUUGACAAAUAUUUUUGUGUAUAUGUUAAAUUAUUGUUCUUUUAAACUUUAAAAUGUAUAUUUAUUUGGUAUAAUUUAUAAUUAUUUAUUUUAUUAUUACCAUUUGUUUAGUUUUAAUUAAUACAAGACACGGUUAAGGUUAACACAUACAUAUCAAAUACUUAAAUAAGAUUG
Molecule: messenger RNA, 8503 nt
Organism: Cinara cedri
Lineage: Eukaryota; Metazoa; Arthropoda; Insecta; Hemiptera; Aphididae
Source: the annotation of a GenBank genome assembly